Messenger RNA from Effrenium voratum, 1512 nucleotides. The record is from the annotation of a GenBank genome assembly. Lineage: Eukaryota; Dinophyceae; Suessiales; Symbiodiniaceae.
AUGCAGGUCUUACUCAAAUGCCGUGGGUCUGUGAUACCCAAGGCUUUGGUAUGGUCUGUCCCGUGUGCCUUGCUGACGGUCUUGUUGCACAUUUAUUGGGGCGACGUGAAGGGUGAUGCCAACACAGAACUGGAAGGCAUUGGAACCAUUUGGUCCGGGUAUACGUUUGUCCUGGGCUUUCUGAUCGUCUUCCGCAGCAACCAGGCCUACUCGCGCUUUUGGGAGAGUGUUACGCUUUUCCACCAGACCAGCGGCGAGUGGAUGAGUGCCUUCAGCAAUCUUCUGGCUUUCUGCACUGAAGAGGAGGAAAAGCAGGGAGAAGUGGCGGACUUCCGGAAUCUUCUCAUGAGGCUGAUGAGCCUUCUGCAUUGCACGGCCCUUCAGACCAUGUGUGAGCUCAAGGAUGACAGCUUGGAGGUCUUGGAUGUGGGAGGGCUCAGCAAGAAGAGCAUGCUCCAUCUCAAGACAAGCCCCGACAGGUGCGAAACGGUCCUCCUUUGGAUUGAGCGAAUGAUUCUGGACGCUGAUCGCAACAGCGUUCUGCACGUGCCAGCACCGGUCCUUUCCAGAGCCUUUCAAGAGCUGUCCAGAGGAAUGGUGGGCGUCACCAACAUGCGCAAAAUCCGCGAGGUGCCAUUCCCGUUUCCCUAUUCGCAGUACCUUUCUUUCAUGCUCAUCACAUACUGGCUGCUCAGUCCGAUCAUUGCAAGCCAGAUGGUUCUUCGACCAUGGUGGGCUGGAAUUAUUGUAUUCGUUGUGUGCACAUCCUACUUCACCUUGUUUUAUAUCGCACAAGAGAUCGACCAGCCGUUUGGGGAGGAUCCAAACGACUUGCCCGUAGCAGAUAUGCAGCGUGACUUCAACAAGAAGCUCUCGUUUCUUCACAACCCAUUGUCAUACUCGGUUCCCGGGUACAACUUCGACUCUAUCAUGUCCAUCAAUGUGCUGGACUCCAGCCUGAGUGUCAUUGCAGACAUCGAGGAUUCGGACUCAGAGAAGGACGAAGUGCACCGGGUGUCUGUGCCUGAGACAGCAGAGUCCUGGUGGGAGCCACUUGAGCCAAGCGUUCUGCAGACAAAGAUCCAGCGGUUGCUGCCCAUGCAAACGCGCGAAUUGGGGCGUCUUCUUUGCACGCUCGUCGAAGACAGCUCGAUCCGUGCGACUGAAAUGAACGAAAUGAACGAAAUGAAUGAAGUGACUGCAGCUGCGAGCUCCGACACAUUGGCUAUGCUGGGCCCCCCGAGCCCUGCGAGCGCUCCAAGCGCUGCGAGCCCGGCAGGCUACGCCCGCUCCGGCCAUGUCAGCCAUGGCAGCAGAAGCGGCAGAAAUCGCAGCCAUGGCUACGGUGUCGGUGGCCAAGGGGCCCUGAAAGACUGGGUGUCCCUGGGGGAAUUGUCGCGGAAAUUGGACCUUCACCUUGAGAAGCAUCCAGAGUCUGAGGUAAAGCAGCAGCUUUUGCUCCUGAGCCAAGCUCUCUCUGGCAGCCUUGCAUGCGAGGUGUCCAGAAUAUAA